Molecule: messenger RNA, 1200 nt
Organism: Pipistrellus kuhlii (Kuhl's pipistrelle)
Lineage: Eukaryota; Metazoa; Chordata; Mammalia; Chiroptera; Vespertilionidae
Product: olfactory receptor 1J4-like
Exons: 1
Coding region: 20-961 (313 amino acids)
Biological process (GO): G protein-coupled receptor signaling pathway
Cellular component (GO): membrane
Molecular function (GO): olfactory receptor activity; G protein-coupled receptor activity
Source: RefSeq, a predicted model, not a curated record
CAGCAGACAGAAGAGCAGCAUGAGGCCUGAGAACCAGAGCAGCGUGUCCCAGUUCCUCCUCCUGGGGCUCCCCAUCCCACCAGGGCAGCAGGGCGUGUUCUUCACCCUGUUCCUGGGCAUGUACCUGACCACGGUGCUGGGCAACCUGCUCAUUAUCCUGCUCAUCAGGCUGGACUCUCGCCUGCACAUGCCCAUGUACUUCUUCCUCAGCCACUUGGCCUUCUCUGACAUUUCUCUCUCAUCUGUCACUGUCCUUAAGAUGCUCAUGAACAUGCAGACUCAGCAACAAUCCAUCUCCCAUGUGGGAUGCAUUUCUCAAAUGUAUUUUUUCAUGUUUUUUGGUACUCUUGACAAUUGUCUUCUGGCUGUGAUGGCAUAUGACAGGUAUGUGGCCAUCUGUCACCCUCUGCACUACAUCACCAUCAUGAGGGAGGGCCUGUGUCUGCUGCUGGUGGCUGGCUCCUGGAUUCUCUCCUGUGGCGUUGCCCUUUUGAACACCCUCCUCUUGGUCCAACUGUCUUUCUGUGCUGACAAUACCAUCAUUCACUACUUCUGUGAUCUCGCUGCACUCCUGAAGCUAAGCUGUUCGGACACCUCCCUCAAUGAGCUGGCCAUAUUCACCGAGGGAGGGAUGAUUUUAUUUUUGUGUUUUGGUGUUAUUUUGGGCUCCUAUAUCCGUAUAGGGACCCUCAUAUUGAGGGUCCCCUCCACUAAGAGACUCUCUAAAGCCUUGUCUACCUGUGGCUCCCAUCUCUCUGUGGUGUUGUUAUACUAUGGGACAGCUGUAGGUGUUUACUUUUUCUCCUCAGCAUGGAGUUACAAAGACAUAAUUGCUUCGAUCAUGUAUACAGUAGUUACCCCCAUGCUGAACCCCUUCAUCUACAGCCUGAGAAACAGAGAUAUAAAACAGGCCUUAGACAUGUGUGUCAAUAGGGUUAAGUUCUUUAAGUGGCAAUAUUAAAUCCUCUUAUUGCAGUCAGAAACACAGGGAAAUAUAUCUCCUAAAAUUACUAAAUAGUCCACAUCUCCAUAUAAUUUUAAUAGAAUAUCCAUUCUCUUGUCAUGUAUGGUGUGGUUAAUAUGUAAACUAGGUCAAGUUUGCUACAUGGAUUGUUAGUAAUGUUAUAGUCCCAAUUAUUAAUUGUUGCUUAUUCAUCACCUCAUAAGAUAUAUGCAAAAUCUUAUGCAAAAUAUAUUGCA